CGUGGAUCCGGUUCGCCAACGUACAAGGCUUUGAGGAUGCGCGGCACCCCGCGACAAGCGACACAGCAUUCAGAGACAACGGCCGUAUCGAGGUGUGGGAUGAGCGCGUUGCAGAAGGGAUCUGGCUGCGGCUGAAGGCGCUGGUGCCGGAGAGAGUUGACGGAUGGAAGGCUUGUGGGUGUUAUGAAAAGCUUCGGGUCUACCGGUACAAGGCAGGUGGGCAACGAUUUGGCAAGCACAUCGACGAGUCAACGGGAGGAACGAAGCCCGGUACACGCACAGCGAUAACCGUCCUUAUUUAUCUGAACGGCAGUGGUGGUGCGGGUGUCGGUGUCAACACGGAAGGGGAGGGGACUGGGAGGUUGGGACGGGACAGCGAGGUUGAGCUGGUUGGCGGAGAGACUGUGUUCUACCGUGGGGUCGCUGGGAACAGUGAGGCAGCGCGGUUUGCGCCGCUGGCGGGCGCAAUGCUUUGGCAUGGCCAUGGGGAACGCUGCUUGGUACACGAGGCCUUAGCGGUUAACCAGGGCGUGAAAUAUGUGCUUAGGACCGAUGUCUUGUUUGAGCGACCGUGA
Ostreobium quekettii is the source of this 575-nucleotide messenger RNA. NCBI's taxonomy places the organism in Eukaryota, Viridiplantae, Chlorophyta, Ulvophyceae, Bryopsidales, Ostreobiaceae. The record is from the annotation of a GenBank genome assembly.